Dracunculus medinensis (Guinea worm) is the source of this 579-nucleotide messenger RNA. The record is from the annotation of a GenBank genome assembly. NCBI's taxonomy places the organism in Eukaryota, Metazoa, Nematoda, Chromadorea, Rhabditida, Dracunculidae.
AUGGGUACAUUUUACCAUAAACCAGCGAAACAAGGCGAUUCUCCUUAUACUCGAACAGGUCUUCCACCGCCAAAGCUUAAAACGAAGAUCGAUGAACCAUUGCAUCGAGUAAAUGAACCAAUGAGCCUGGAAUUAUAUAUGGCUGAUGAAGCAUAUCGAAUGGCCGGCCUUACACCAGCUGAACGAGAAUGGAGAGGAAAAUGGUUGAAGGAUCAACAGUUGCAUCCGGAUGAACCCAUACAAGUCGAUGCAGUUUAUAGGCAAUUAAAUCCUUUGCGAGGAGCUUAUCGUGGCACAUUGAUUCGAGUGAUCACUCCAAAAUUGCUAAUGGGUUUUUUAUUUGUUGAAUAUAUCUAUUAUGUCUGGAAAUAUGAGCAAAAGGAUUGGCAGCGCGACACUGGUUUAGGACAUGCUUAUACUAUUCGAACCGGAAUUGAUAGAAAACAGGAAAUUGAGAGGGAUAACCCGGGAUUAAUCGAUCGAGCAUUCCCAGAUCCCUCAAAAUAUCGAUAUUUCGACCCAAAGUUUAUGAAACACGUUGUACACAUUGAUAUCGGCGAGACAAAUAGGCCUUGGUGA